Hyalella azteca is the source of this 2487-nucleotide messenger RNA. RefSeq names its product dachshund homolog 2. Lineage: Eukaryota; Metazoa; Arthropoda; Malacostraca; Amphipoda; Hyalellidae. The record is from RefSeq and is a predicted model, not a curated record. The transcript is spliced from 7 exons. The coding region runs from base 63 to 2393 and encodes 776 amino acids.
GUAGUUUGUAUCUGAGGGCGAGUGUGUGUGCAGUGCUGGAGCUGCGAAGACCUCUCGCCGGCAUGAGCAGUGAGACAGUGCUUGAAGCUUCGGCUUCCCCAUCAGUAGUAGGUUCCUCUUCCUCACCAACAUUACUGAAGAGGAACAGUCCUUCCCCACCAUGUACUACAACGUCCCUAGCAUCGCAUCUUCUCGCCGCUGUGUCUCAAGUGCAAAGUUUAAGUUCCCAUCUUCCACCGUCGUUGCCGUUGCCGUCGUCUUCUCCACCAGGAGGUGCUCUGGCAGGAGGAUAUUGUAGAUCAGGUCUUUUGGGAGGCAUGCCAAACCUUCAAUUCGGCUCAGAGCCUCCCAUGUCCUCUCUGCUCGCGGGUCUCAAGGAAUUUCCACGACAGUAUCAUUCUCCGCCGCCGCUGCCGUCUACCGAAAGCCAUGAGUGUAAAAUCGUUGAAUAUCGGGGUGCGAAAGUUGCCGCUUUCAUUAUCAAUGGUGAAACUAUGUUGUGUUUGCCUCAGGCUUUCGAACUGUUCUUGAAACAUCUAGUUGGUGGUUUGCAUACGGUGUAUACGAAGCUCAAAAGACUUUCUAUCGAGCCAAUAGUGUGCAAUGUUGAUCAAGUUCGGAUCUUGCGUGGGCUUGGGGCAAUUCAGCCUGGCGUGAAUCGGUGCAAGCUUCUUUCGAUGCAGCACUUCGACAUUCUCUACCGCGACUGCACUACGGCCAGCUCCAGACCCGGCCGUCCCCCUAAACGAGCCUCAGACUUCAUGGCUAUGACUCCUACACACGAUGCUUUCUACGAUCUUAAGAAGCGACAUCUCGACUCUGUAGGCGCGGGACAGCCAGGCCUCCUACAUGGACUUAACGGCUGCUCGCCCCCAGGCAUGCCCAACGGGGGCACCGGCUCAAUCAAUGGUGUCAAUGGGAUGUUCGCUAAUGGACAUUUAGACCACCGUCUGGACAAAUCCCCCCUGCUGGGGAACGGCUACCACGCGCCUCCCCACUUCAACCCCCUGCAAUACAUGGCACAACACAUGGCAGGGUUGGGGUAUCCCCCACUUCUGCCGGGUGGGUUGCCCGGUGGGCUGUCGGGUGGACUGCCGGGUGGACCGGGUGUGCCCCACCCCAUCUCCCCCACAGACGGAUCCCCACUCAAACACCCACCGAUAAAAACUGAGACGCUGGCGAGAAUCCACGAAGAACGUCUAGAGCGCGAACGCCAGUUGUCCAAUGACCAACGCCGUGGAAGUCUUCCUCCUACUUUCACACCCACUUCCUUGGGAUCGUCCACUUUGCUGCAACAUCACCUCCACCAACAGCAACAUCUUUUCCAGCAACAUCAGUUGCAACAGCAACAGCAACAACAGAAUAAGCUACACUCGGUUAGCGCUCCCUACACUCCUACGUCACUCAUUCCACCCUCUACAUCUUCUCCCACACCCCCCACGUCUUCCGCUAAUUCAACAGUAUUAGACGAUGCUCAUGAUCCACACGGCUCGGCGUCGAGUCAAGCACAGCAGCAUUCCAACAACAAGGAUUCCGAUAUGAACAAUAGAUCUGCGUCCAGCAGAAACGGGUCUCCGAUUCUAAAUUUAUCCAAAGUUGACGAAGUCACGGGGCAGGAUGAGAACCGUGCGCAAGAUCGUCUCGACACGAUCAGUCACGACUCGGAGCGAGCCAUGCACGAUGAUGACGAUAGACAACAACAAAGCUCGUCUCGAGACGAAGAAAGGCUGUCCGAAAUGGAUGAUGAUGAUAUCGAUAAAGAUGAAUCCAUGGACACCCUCGACAUGUGGGGGCGGUCUUCGAGUACCCCGGGCCAGACCCAACUGGGCCCGUCCCCCAUCAGCUCCAUGAUCCCCCCCGUGGGGCUGCUAGGGUCAGCCCCGUUGUCCUCAACUGAGGUUCUGCUGAGGAAUAUUUUGGGGCUACUUAGAGUGGCUGAGGAGAACGCCCGCCAUCAUGAGAGGAGGACGCAACACGAGAAAGCUGAGCUAAAAAUGGAGGUAUUGCGUGAACGAGAAAUGAGGGAGUCUUUGGAAAAGCAGCUUCAGGAAGAACACAAAAAUCGAAUCCUGAUGCAAAAACGUUGCGCUAAACUCAAGAAACUGCGCCGACGCUUGCAAGAACGUCUAGACUUGGAGGUCGUGCAACGGAAGCGCAAAGAGGGAGAUGCCGGCCACACCGACUCUUCAGAGGCUAUGGCAGAAGCCAAUGGACCUUCCUCUUCUCCAUCCGCAGACUCGCUACGUAAGGAAAUCGACGCCCUGACGUCGGACUUCCAGCAGGACGGACUACAGGCUGGAGACGUGCUGCAGGGCCUGGCUAAGGAGUCCAGCGAUCGUCUCAUGGUCGCACCUGGUCUCGUAGCCGCCACUAGUGUUGGCUCCUGGCGAUAAAUUUAAAUUAAUGAUUAUAAUCGAAUGUAAUUUGGUGAUGCAUUAUGUAAUUUUAUUUUGCUAAGUGUGGUGAAAAAUUUUAUUUGACAACAUU